GUUUUUUAAUUAGUUAGCUGCCAAUCGUUGUUUCGAGAAGUAAAAAUGGGUUUAGGGAAACGAAAAAAUUCUGAGGUUCAGUUUGCCGCUGAUAUCCGAUAUAACAAACGCCGAAGAAGAUCAGUUAGCCCAGGUACUCCGCAGUUGAAAAUGUCAAGUGGCUCUGGUGAAGGGAGAUCUUAUGGGUACCGUGCAAGGUUACCUGAGAAUGAUAGGGGUUAUUACUCCAGUCGCAUGAGCCAUCCAUCCACCUGGAGCUGUAAGAAGCAUGAUAAUGACUGUUGCUGUCACCGCCACUCUGAUAGUGGCUUUGAUACAAAAUCUGUGAAGGUACAUAGUUUUAUAUUAGUGGCUCAUUACAAUAAUAAUGACAUUGUUAAUUAUGUUAAUCAAGUUUUUUUCUAAUUUUGUGGUGCGAAUAGUUAGGUUGUUAUAUGUUGGGUUUGUUUUUAGAUAAUUCAAUCAUACAUUGACCUCAAUGACACAAAUUACAACAGCAUGAACAAUUAUGAUAAUUUAAUUUUAAUACUUUAUUAAUUACUCUAUGUUAUAAAAUGUUAAAAAAAAAUUAAUUACGAUGUACUUAUUCAAUUUUAUGCUUAUCUUUUUUGUGUGUAUGUGCCAUUGGUUUCUGGGAUCCCCUCGAACUGCUAUAAUGUUGUCGCAACGUGUCGAUCGCUGCUCAUUUGCCUGCUGGUGUGUUGACAUUUUUGUGCAUCUGAUGCGACGUAUGUUCCUCCCUCCGUGUGGUGGUGGUCGUCGUCUGCCUUUCCGUGUUCGCCUUCCUGUGCUGAUCGUCUUCCUGUCAUUGUCCUAUCGGGUGUAAUCGAUUGAUCGUUGUGUCCUGUAGAGUCCUGAGCGUAAGAGGAAGUCCCAUUGUCGACGGAAAGUGAAGGAGGAUGAGGAAGGGCACCUAGUAUAUAAGGAGGGCGACUACAUGCUUGAGAGAUGUACUAUUAUCUAUUCAUAUUUCAUUUAUUUCCUUAUCGAACAAACUUAGUCAACGGUUUUGCUUAGUAUAUUGUUUUUAUUUUUUUUCAUGUAAUUUAUUUGGAAAACAUUUAAAACUUCAACUAAAGUUUAAUAAUUAAUUGAUCACUCAUUGUAUAAUGUUAUGUUGUGUUCUAUUACCAUCGUGUUUUUUAUCAUGUGAUGUAGAUCAACUGGGCAGAACAAUAGGUCAGGGUACAUUUGGAAAGGUCAUCGUUGCUUUUGACAAUAAAAAAAAAGAUAAAAAAGUUGCCAUAAAAGUAGUAAAGAAAGAUGAGGCAGAUUAUGAAGAUGCAGUUUUGGAAGCCAAAAUUAUAGAGAAGAUGCAAAAAAUUGAUGAUGGACCAAACAAUUUGUGCAUACGGGUUCUCGACUGGUUUGAUUACUAUGGCCACUUCUGCAUUGUCUUUGAUAUGCUUGGACACAGCAUCUAUGAAUUUAUGAGAAGAAAUAAUUUCCAGCCAUUCAUCAUGAGUGAUGUACAGAAGAUUUCAUAUAGGCUCUGUGGGGCUGUCAAGUUUUGCCAUGAUCAGGGACUUGCUCACACCGAUCUGAAACCUGAAAAUAUUCUUUUUGUCAGUUCCAAGUUCAAUUUCACUACUGUUGAGACUUGCCACAAAAGGGGAGCAUUCAGACAGAUAUGUGACAGUGACAUUCGUCUCAUUGACUUUGGGUCAGCUGUUUUUGAGGAGGACCACAGCAAAGGGCUUGUAUCAACGAGACACUAUAGAGCUCCUGAGGUUAUACUUGAACUUGGUUGGUCAUUCCCAUGUGACGUAUGGAGUGUUGGCUGCAUCAUUUUUGAAAUUUAUUAUGGUCGAACGCUCUUCCAAACUCACGACACGAUGGAGCACCUGGCCAUGAUGGAGAGAGUCCUUGGCAGAAUACCAACAUCGAUGAGGGAGAAAUCAAUAAAAACAAAGUAUUUCAAACAUGGUCGAUUGGACUGGAAUGAAGGAGGCAAAAUAGCGAGACGAGUUAGGGAAAGAUGCCGACCGCUCAUGGCCUACAUGCGAGACCGUUCAACGAAGGAGAAGCAGCUGUUUGAUCUGAUGAGUCGUAUGCUCGAGUACAGGCCUGAGAAGAGAAUAACAAUGAGAGAGGCUUUGAAACAUGAAUUCUUUGACGAUCUCAAAUAAAUUUUUGUUAUUAUUUCUGUUUUAAAUCCUCACAUGAUACUGUAUAAAGAUAAGUAUGAUGAACUUUUUGAAUUUUUUUUAGUUUUUUCGUUCGUUUGUAAAUAUUAAAGUUGAAAUGGGCUCCUGCUUAAUAUUGUUACAAGAAAAUUCCAACAACUUGUCUUGUU
Messenger RNA from Helobdella robusta, 2296 nucleotides. RefSeq lists its product as hypothetical. Gene Ontology annotation, cellular component: nucleus. The transcript is spliced from 11 exons. The coding region runs from base 1110 to 2129 and encodes 339 amino acids. Gene Ontology annotation, biological process: protein phosphorylation. The record is from RefSeq and is a predicted model, not a curated record. Gene Ontology annotation, molecular function: protein kinase activity; ATP binding. Lineage: Eukaryota; Metazoa; Annelida; Clitellata; Rhynchobdellida; Glossiphoniidae.